AUGGCCAAGCCCCCGCUUCAGACAGCAACGAUCAUCCUGCUCGUGCUCCUCGUGGCCGCGUCGUGCCUCCACACCGUCGACGCCGCCGCUUUAGGGUUCUCCUGGGGCAAGUGUUGCGUUCGGUGCGCGAGGACGACCACGCGGCGGGCACGGGAGGCGUGCAUGAGCUCCUGCGGCCUAAAAUGCGAGUUUUGCAAAUGCGGGCCUGCGAUGCCGCCGCGCGACAUCCAUGACUGCCCCUGCUACCGCAACAUGCUCACCGCCAGCCCCAAGAAGAGGCCCAAGUACCCUUGAGACUGAGACUGCGAGGCCGGCUCACACGACGGCAUCCAUGGGACUGCGACUGCUGCUUGCAACUGCGAUUCGAUCCAUGCUGGGCCGUACAACCUGUUAUGCAUGUUAUGGAUCCAGAUACUUAUUUGGUCGUUAGAUUUUUUGUUGUUAUUUCGUUGUUAGAUUUUUGGUUUUCUUUGUUUGGUUGUGAAUAUGUAGAAUGCAGGAUCUACUAUGCAUAUUUGUAUUUUGUUUUUAGCAUUGAGCUACUUAAGAUUUUAAAAAAUAAAUAUCGAAUUUGUCCUAUAUUUUUUUAAAUGAUAGAAAUAAAAUCCGAACAUUGAUUCAUA
Molecule: messenger RNA, 623 nt
Organism: Zea mays
Lineage: Eukaryota; Viridiplantae; Streptophyta; Magnoliopsida; Poales; Poaceae
Product: peamaclein
Exons: 2
Coding region: 1-294 (97 amino acids)
Source: RefSeq, a predicted model, not a curated record